Messenger RNA from Lentinula edodes (shiitake mushroom), 1320 nucleotides. Its product is annotated as ribose 5-phosphate isomerase A-domain-containing protein. Gene Ontology annotation, cellular component: intracellular membrane-bounded organelle. Gene Ontology annotation, molecular function: ribose-5-phosphate isomerase activity. NCBI's taxonomy places the organism in Eukaryota, Fungi, Basidiomycota, Agaricomycetes, Agaricales, Omphalotaceae. Bases 59 to 1003 code for a protein of 314 amino acids. The transcript is spliced from 12 exons. The record is from RefSeq and is a predicted model, not a curated record. Gene Ontology annotation, biological process: pentose-phosphate shunt, non-oxidative branch; D-ribose metabolic process.
GUAAUCUAAUCUCUCAUCGGUGAUUCAAUCGCUCUUUCUCUUAUAAUCCUCCGACGCCAUGGAAAAUGAUGAUAAACGAACGCCCACUCUUCGCGAAAUUAACAACAUGUUGAAUGAACGACUACAUAUGAUUACUAGCGCAGUACCACUACCUCCUAUGGCACCCCCUGCAACCGGCGCUCAAGGACCGACCCCACAUCAUGGUUCGACCAGGUUAAAACCCCUCAAAUCUCCAAUCCAAGAAGGCAAACUCUCUGUGAUUGAAAGAUCAAAGCAGCUUGCAGCAUGGACUGCUGUAGAUGAGCAUGUCCUUCCGGAAUACCGGGUUAUUGGGAUUGGAUCUGGCUCCACCGUUCCAUAUGUCGUCGAAAGAAUUGUCAGUCAAGGUGCAGAAGCCAACAAGGAUCGAGUAUUCAUACCCACUGGUUUCCAAUCCAAAGAAUUAAUUGUAUCGUCGGGCCUAAGCUUAGGAGACGUUGAUCAGUACCCAACCAUUGAUGUGACUCUGGAUGGUGCAGACGAAGUUGACACUCAACUCAACUGCAUAAAAGGAGGAGGUGCCUGUCAUCUCAGAGAAAAAGUGCUGGCCGAGGCCGCUACAACGUUCAUCCUUGUUGCUGAUUAUCGCAAGAAUGUUGAAUACCUGGGAACGAACUUCAAAGCAGGUGUACCCAUUGAAGUUGUACCCUUUGCCUAUGCAAAAGUACUGCAAAACUUGCAUCAAGUCUUGAACUCUCCGAAGGCCACAUUACGAAUGGCAGUUGCUAAAGCUGGGCCGGUCGUAUCCGACAACGGAAACUUCAUUAUCGAUGCACCUUUCGAUGUGGAGAGAAUGAAAGAGCCCUAUAAGAUCAUGGCCCAAAUCAAAAUGCUUACUGGUGUUGUUGAGGUCGGGCUAUUCUGUCAUAUGGCUCGAGCUGCGUACUUUGGAAAUCAGGACGGUAGUGUAACCGCCAAGUGGAAUGACGGAAAGAUCCAAGAAAUUCCAGCAACCAACUCUUGAUUUUCAGAUCUGUGCCAGGUAGCGCUAUAAUGUAAUUAGAAGCAGACGCGAUUUAGACGGCAUGUACUACACAUGGAGUAAUUAGAGACACAGUUGUAUACUAAAUUGUACUGCAAUACUUCAGGUAGUGAGAUGAACUUCGUACAAUUUUGUCCUCGGCCCACGAUUUCCGCGUACGAAGUUCAUCCUGUACUCGGCCGUGGACAUCGGUUCGAAAUCUAUCUUUCCACCGUUGAAGAUCAACAGGUUGGAAUAGGAUUAUCGCUGCUCAGCGCGUUCAGAGCGGGAAGAAUGAGUCACUGAUAAAAUCUCCUUAC